Messenger RNA from Hippocampus zosterae (dwarf seahorse), 1564 nucleotides. RefSeq names its product NADH:ubiquinone oxidoreductase subunit V3 (gene ndufv3). Gene Ontology annotation, cellular component: mitochondrion. NCBI's taxonomy places the organism in Eukaryota, Metazoa, Chordata, Actinopteri, Syngnathiformes, Syngnathidae. The coding region runs from base 96 to 1430 and encodes 444 amino acids. Gene Ontology annotation, biological process: mitochondrial ATP synthesis coupled electron transport. The transcript is spliced from 5 exons. The record is from RefSeq and is a predicted model, not a curated record.
UCGAGAAGGACGAAAAUAAUUUGAAGGAUAUUAGAACGACGACAAGGACGAAAAAAGAAUAAUAAAGAUAUUACGACGACUAGAAGGACGAAAAGAUGUGGAAAAUGUCGACCUCCAUAUUGCUUUUAAGGCGACUAUGGGCAUCAAAGCACUACCAGGUGGAGAACUGGGGGAUCCUGAGGACCGGCGUGUCAGCAUUGUGCACCACUCACAAAGACGAGGCUGUAAAGAGCACAGAAAAGACAGCAAAUGAUACAGAUGAGAGAGCAGCCCUACUAACACACAAGACAGCAGUGUCUUUCCCUACGAGGGUUUCGAACAACGGAGCUUUUCCAACGCAGCCUCUGGGAAUCGCAAUAUCAGUGUCCGCAGGCAAAGUAGUGGAUGCAUUGCCUGUCAUUGAUACACGUUCUCCUGUGGCAGUUGACGCUUUCACUCCAGCUCCAGCCCCAGGUCAUGCAGCCACAACCAAGACACUCUAUUCUAAACAUGGUGAUCAAUCAAGGGCUAAAAUCACUUCCUCCUCAUCCAGUGACUCUUCAGAUUCUGAUUCUGAGUCUGAUUCUGAGUCAGAAGAUGACAACUUUGAAACUUCGACCUCUGUGCAAGAGGUCCCAGAAUUGCGACAGAUUACACAAAUAAAAUUCCAACAUAUAACAUCCAAAGAAAACGGUGAUUCUAAUAAACCUAAUAAGGAGGUUUUAGCAGAACGUGAGGCUAAGAAUGCCUCUUCUACCUUGCCAGCUGAAGCUGCACAUACAGAAGCUUCUAAAAAUACCAGCGAGGGACAAAAUGUUCGGACUGUUGAAGACCUAAUAGACUCUGCCCCACAACUCCAGGAUGUGCCAGAAGAUCUAUCGGAUACCACUGAGACAGAAUUACAAUCUGAAGCAGGUUCUUCUUCAGAAUUAAUUGCACAUGUCAUAUCUCCCAAUCUCCCUGUAAGAGUUGAAGAUUCAGCAGGUAAAGCUGUGAUUGAGGUUUCAUCACCAGGGCAGCAUCCAUCUUGUGGUCUUGUAGAAAUCACAGAGCCUGUGCGUCCUGAAGUGUCUGCAAAUACUGCACACCUGCAUGUUGAGGAUGAGUCUGUCCUUCAAGGAACUGUUGAGCCUCCUUGCGGAACUGCCGUUGUGCAAGUGGGUGGUGCUUCCCCAUCUGGGGCAGCUACUGAUGUUGCAACCACGGUCCACACCUCGUCGCCACAUCCUAGUGAGCUACUGCACCCUUUGAAAGAACUCCAGACACAGACUCCUCAUGAGGAAUCGGCAACCAUGGUACAUGCUGAGCCUGAAGAUACUUUUGACAACAGCCUAUACCGAAAUUACGAACACCACAGCUACAGUACCUAUACAUUUGCAGACAUGGAUGUAGAGAUGGCAAAGUAUCGUCUCCCUCAGCCUACCUCUGGAAGACCCUCGCCUCGACACUAGGAGAGCUCAGCUGCACAUACACACACACACCCAUAUAUAGUUAUAUAUACAUAUACGUAUAUACAUUUCUGUAUAUUGAAUUUGUGUGGUCCUAUGAGUUUGAGCGCAAAGAAGUAACAAAGAAAAAAAUAAAA